CUUUUUUAAAUCGCAUUUUGUCGUCUUUUUUUUUGGGUGAAUUCUUCUGGUUCGGCUUUAUGCUCUGUUCUUUGGUUCUGGAGCCCCUCGUUCUCGUAGCUAUUCUGCUCUUUCUUGGCCUUCAAAUCUGGGAUUUACGUGCGGGGAUUCUAUCUCGUUCCACCCGAUUCUAUGCAUUCAAUUUUUUAUGUUGUACAAUGGCGGAUAGGCAUUUGUCUUCUAUCAAGUUUAUGUCUCGGAGGUCAUUAUCUUGUUUCUUUAUUAUGAUCUCAAUCCUCUUCGUUCUUUCUUGGUUCUUUGUUCUGCGUUCCACGGGGCGUGCUCAGUUCGCGGGAUUACCCAAUCCAAAGCAUUUUUCCACCGUUGAUGAUUCAAAUUCUCUCGCUCAGAUCCAACAUACAAAAACCUCAUUCGGAAGCCAAACAUGCACCACCACAGAUAAAUCUGUUUUGAAGGUUUUCAUGUAUGAUUUACCUCCAGAAUUUCAUUUUCGUCUCUUGGAUUGGAAACCCAAAGGAAGUAGCGUUUGGCCUGACAUCACAACUGAAAUUCCAGAAUAUCCUGGAGGUUUGAAUUUGCAACACAGUAUAGAAUAUUGGCUCACAUUGGAUCUGCUGGCUUCCGAACUACCUAAACCCUCCCAUGGCGGUGCUGCAAUCAGAGUUCACAACGCCAGCGAAGCGGACAUCAUAUUUGUACCGUUCUUUUCUUCUCUGAGCUACAACCGAUUCGCUAAAACUAAGAAACCCUCAAAAGAGAAAAACAUGAACAAUGUACUACAAGACAAGUUAGUUAAGUAUCUGACAGCUCAAAAGGAGUGGAAGAGGUCUGGAGGAAGGGACCACUUGAUUUUGGCACACCAUCCCAAUAGCAUGUUGGAGGCAAGAAAGCAACUAUGGCCUGCCACGUUCAUACUUGCAGACUUUGGGAGAUAUCCUCCAAACAUAGCCAAUGUUCAGAAAGAUGUGAUUGCACCUUACAAACACCUAGUGGCAUCCUAUGUCGAUGACUCCUCAGAAUUUGAUAGCCGUCCAACACUGCUUUACUUCCAAGGAGCAAUUUAUAGAAAAGAUGGAGGUUUAGCUCGGCAAGAGCUAUUUUAUCUUCUGAAAGAUGAAAAAGAUGUGCAUUUUUCUUUUGGAAGUGUUCAGAAGGGUGGAAUCCAGAAAGCUACAGAAGGAAUGUAUUCGUCCAAAUUCUGCCUCAACAUUGCUGGUGACACCCCCUCAUCAAACCGCUUAUUUGAUGCCAUUGCUGCUCAUUGUGUCCCCGUCAUAAUCAGUGACGAAAUUGAGCUCCCAUAUGAAGAUGUGCUUGACUACUCUGAGUUCUGCAUAUUUGUUCGCACAAGGGAUGCUCUCAGAGAGAAUUUUCUGAUCAACUUCAUUAGGAGUAUUGGGAAACAAGAAUGGACACGAAUGUGGAACAAGUUGAAAGAGGUUGAACAUUUCUUUGAGUAUCAGUUCCCAUCAAGGGAAGGAGAUGCUGUCCAAAUGAUAUGGCAGGCUGUUGCACGUAAGGUCCCGGCUCUGAAGCUCAAGUUACAUUGGUCUAAGCGUUCUGCUAGAUCUCCUCCUAGUACAGAUAACGGAUUAAAAUCAAUAGCCGCACCAAACAAUUUUUGGUGAGAAAUUGAGCCAUAGGUUAUGUUGUUAGAAAAGUGAAAAAGAUGCAUUCUUUCUGGAUUUUGAUUCUGAUAAUCACAUUUUGUAACGUUGUUAUAGUGAAUAGUUCAACUCAUGGAAGAGGAUUCGAGCAAUCAGCUGCAAUAUUUUGUUUUCCUGGGGUUUAUGCAAUAAAUGCUCUUGCAUACCAUUACGUCAGUUAGAUGGGCCUACUCUGAAACAUUUUGAUUUCUAAAAUAAUUUUCAAGA
This is a messenger RNA of Neltuma alba, 1874 nucleotides long. Its product is annotated as probable arabinosyltransferase ARAD1. The record is from RefSeq and is a predicted model, not a curated record. The coding region runs from base 60 to 1628 and encodes 522 amino acids. The transcript is spliced from 2 exons. NCBI's taxonomy places the organism in Eukaryota, Viridiplantae, Streptophyta, Magnoliopsida, Fabales, Fabaceae. Gene Ontology annotation, molecular function: glycosyltransferase activity.